CGCCUAACAAGUACUGCCAAGUUACACCGCUCCCUCCCCACGUAAUACGCCGUUGUCCUUCGUCACGUCCUCAUGCUUUCAGGGACGUUCUAGAUCAACCUCGAUAGAGCUGUGAUGUAGAAAAUGGAGGAUUUGCUCACACCUAUGAGUACAGCUUAUAAGAAUAUUAAAGAGGAUCAAGAAGAUGCUUUGGUUGAAACCAAGGAGCGACGGGAAGCUCCUCAAAAGAAUGAGUUUCAAGCAAGAAGCCCACGAGAAGCUCUGGAGAUGCUCCAAAAUGAACCUGACUUUUCGAAUCUCAUAUCAAUCCUGAAGUACUUGGACACAACCAACGGCAUAUCUCUCUCUUCUCCGAGCCCGUUAAGUUCUCAGCUGAUUAAUGUUCUGGUCUCUGAUACUGUCCCAAAUUACUGGGCAAUCCUCUCAGAAAGGGGCAAGGGAUCCAAGGCCUUCAAAUACAAAAGAGAGAGAGAUUUGCUCUUGAACUGUUUCCGGAAUGUUACCGGACUGGGUGCUAUAUCAGCUCGACUAAACGUCCUGAUUGAUCAAAGCAAGAUCACAACUAAGAAAGGCGAUGGGCCGAAUUUCGUCCAGUCAUUAAGGGACUACCAAAGUGUCUUGGAAGACAUUUUGCACGGUAAUGCCGUGCUUCAAGGCCUUUGGAAAGUCCUCCAAUCUGAGCCUAUUUCCAAGCAAGCAUCCUUGUGGCGCGAGGUUACUGUGUUGAUUGGCGGCAGCAGGUUACUAAAUUCCGCUGCCGAAGCCCAUAGUAUUAUCAAUGAGUCUAACAAUACUGUUGAAGAGACUUCAUGGCUUGCGGAUGGAGUAAAAUAUAGCAGAUGGAUUGCAUCAAACAUUCAAUACUGGGCAAAGCACAUAGCAUUGGAGUCCGUCAGCCCUUGGAAGCACCUCACAGAACUCCUUUCGAAAAGUUUGCGUCUCGGGUAUCCCGAUGUCAUAUUGGAAGCUAUACUGGAUUUAGUUCUUGGAGCUGAAGACGACUUAAAGGUGCUUCAAAAACUUUUGGACGUGAUUCCUACUUAUGAGCAAAAAUCUGUCCUGAACUGCGCUUUGCGUUUACUCGUUAAGCAGCAUCUACCAAGCGAUCCUAACUAUGGCGAUGUAGCCUGGUGGCAAGAAGAUACCGCUCGAGUCUCUGCGGGAGCAGCUUAUUUAAGUACGAUUAUCAAUGGAAACGCGGCACGGAAGGACUUACUUUUGUCUUGGAUGACUGGAUUGCCUGGUGCUGGUAUUGGAGAGCCAAUAAGCAUCCGACGUGCGGCAAUAGCUGUCAUUUCUCUCUCCAAGUACGACUUGGAGGCUAUUCUGGAAAAGAGCAUGCAACAGUUUGGUGACCAACUCUAUAUCAAGCAUACUCCUUCCAUGCAGCAAGACGUUCAUGCCCAAAUUUUACUUCUUUGCGCUGGAUAUGUGCACCGAAUUUCUCCAAUGAAGCUAAAAAUUCUUGCAAGAUCUGGAGUUUAUCUCAACGCGGUAUCCAAUCGCCUAUCUGCCUCCUCAGAAAGAGCGCGAUUCCUAGGAAUGCUAGUCGGUGAAGCUAUAUCUGGUCUCGUGGAUCCUACUGGGAAUCAAAUGGAUUUCAAGAUGGAAGAACUCAAAUCUCCGGAAGCCCAAUGGUACAAAGGCUUAGUAGGUGUCAUAGACAGCCUUGGCUCAGUUGAGUCUCUUCGGAAACAUAUCGCGCCAGAAGCCAAGCAAACCAAACCAAGCCUUCCUCGUGAAGUAAACAAACCAAUCCGACUAUCUCAGGACUCGUCCAAAAUUAUUUCUAUUGAAGAGGUUGACGACGAUGGUUCAGAGGAGGAGGACGAUCUGGUCCCGUACACAAAACCCGACUCUGACGGGGAAGAUUCGGAUGAAGAUCCCACCCUUGUUGUGCGGAACAAGCCUACUGCGCCAGUAUACAUUCGGGACCUUAUUUCAUAUUUUAGGGACACAGAAAAUUACGACCGUCAACGAUUGGCCCUGUCAACCGCAGCCUCGUUAAUCAGACGGAAGUCCGGCUUUGGCACUGAGGUCAAAGACCAUGCAGAGGAACUCGCUACCGUAUUGAUGGGUCUACAGGAUAAGUAUGACAUUGAUGAUUUCAACGACGUGCGCCUGCAGAGCAUGAUUUCAGUUCUGCUCUGUGAUCCGCAAAGAAUGGCAAAGUGGUUCGCUAGGACAUUUUUUGACGGCGACUACUCCAUAUCACAGAGAGCUUCCGUACUCUCAACUAUAGCGAUUUCCGCCAGAGAAUUAGGGGGGCUCAAAGAGGAAGACAAAUCACUUACGAAAACAGCUCUGGCUUCCCGCAACAACUUUCCAUCAAGACAGCUUCCUCAAGGACUGCACAAUAUUUAUGCAGCAGAAGAAAGCCCGGUUAACUCUCUAUCUCACCAGCUUUCUAAAACCAUGAUACAGCCAUUAGCUGCGUCGCUGGCAGAUAAAGCUACCGGCCCCGAUAUUCUAAAAGUCAGAACUUUCUCUUCGCGCCUUGCCGUCGAAUCCCGACGAGCUCCACCUACCGUCAACGCCCUCUCCUCCAUGGUCGCAGAAUCUUUCUUUUUCCCCCUGACCGGGCGGUUCUUUGCACACUUAAAGGCAUACGGUGGCAAAAAUGUGAUUUUUGAGUCUUUUCUCUUGAGCAGUUAUCUGAAAACUCUCAGUUUGAUUAUGCACGCGAGUGGGAGCAGCACUCUGCAGCUACCUCAGAUGACGAGUGAAUUCUGGGACUUGCUGCUGGCAGUGAGAAGCCACACAAUAGGUGACAAGUCCGUGAGGGAGGCAGUCCUCUUCGGCUUCAUGACUUUGUUAGAGGUUAAUGGAGACAAGAGGCGGCUGUCAGAAAAGCACGGGAGAGAGUUAUUGGAGACACAAAGAUGGGUCGAGGCCAUCUUUGGCUCUAUUGGGGAAGGGGGUAAGGAAGAGGAGAGAGCAAGGACCUUAGCGGCUGGAGUGCUCUACAGAAUCCGAGAGGUAGUAGAAAAGUACCAGGCGCUAUUGAUGGGAGAUUUGGUGAAUUUUUGAGUGUAGAGGAAUAGUUGUAGUUACAACUUGUGCACCUCUGAGAAGAAAUACAAGUUAUGUUAAAAAUAAAUUUAUCAGCGGCGAUAUCAACACAUCUUUAUAUUUUCGGUUAUUUAUUUUAAUUGCUUUGUUUACAUGGAAAGAAAUGUUGGCGCGUAAGGAAUUUAAUUUGGUUAGCAGUGCUGCCUCUUAUGUCAAAUUGGCCUUCCAUCACAAAGAAGUGGCACAAUGGAUAUAAAGUACAAAGAACAGUAACUGAGGUUGACAUUUUUCUUCUUAAACCCAUGUAUUGCUCUAGCAGCGCGUUCUGCGCCGCUUGGUGUGCCAGCCUUUUGUUUUCAAUAGUGAUGGUGGCUGGUCUUGAAGUCUAAGACAUCACAGUAGUCAAGGGCGGACACCUGAUAAUGGACACGCGGUGAUAAACAGCAACACCAAUUCGACGAAAACAGAACAACAAUUCAAAAAUAUCAAACAACACCACACGACAUCUGCUGGCAAUCUCAUAUCUCUCUUUGUUCCUUGUUUUUGGACCAGCAUAUGGUCGCAUGGCAAACGCAUGUCCAGAUCGACACUCCAUAGCGAAUGUGCUCCAUUCCGCAGUGGCGUGUCCCUGCAUCCUGGCCUCACGACAAAAGCUUCAUUGCCGCGCAAAUUAACAACUCUACUUGCAUCUAGCCUCGAGUACAAUGGGACUCAUACCUUUGAAAUUGGUUGCGGCCCUCAAGCCAGCUGACCUACAUCAAUCGAUGCCCAAAACAACGCCCGUACCGUUAAGAGCUCCAGCCAAACCCGUCCUGCAAG
This is a messenger RNA of Pseudogymnoascus destructans, 3831 nucleotides long. RefSeq names its product telomere binding protein (gene TEL2). Gene Ontology annotation, molecular function: Hsp90 protein binding; telomeric repeat DNA binding. The transcript has 3 exons. Gene Ontology annotation, biological process: telomere maintenance via telomerase; protein stabilization. The record is from RefSeq and is a predicted model, not a curated record. NCBI's taxonomy places the organism in Eukaryota, Fungi, Ascomycota, Leotiomycetes, Thelebolales, Thelebolaceae. Bases 124 to 3030 code for a protein of 968 amino acids. Gene Ontology annotation, cellular component: cytosol.